ACAAGUAGCCAAGUUUGAAUCCUCCCUCCUAAUAAAAUUAUUGGCAUGACCCCACCCGUCCUAAGAAAAGGGAAAAAACGUACAACAAUUGGAGUCCAAUAAUGAAGAUGAGAGUAAUUGAAUAGGAGACGGUGAAGAAAUCAAUCCAAUAAUGCAUAACAUCUACCAAUGUACAAUCCAUGUCAGUGGAAGGCGACCUCAAUUAAUACACACAGCUGUCUGCAACCAGAAAGCAAAACUCCAUCUCCGCAAAUAAUCUUGGUUCAUUCAUCUCCAUGCAUAUCCACUUCAUCAUGGAUAAUCAAAUUCCUUUUCCGAUUAUCUUCACCUUUCUUGUUUUCUUUUUUAUGCUGCUGAGAACAUGGAGCAGAUCACAAAAAGAGAGGUCGAAUUCUUCUGUUGCUCCUCCCUCCCCAUGGAAGCUACCACUGAUAGGAAACAUGCAUCAAAUGAUUGGCUCUCUGCCCCAUUGCCGCCUAAGAGAUUUAGCCAACAAAUAUGGACCUCUUAUGCACCUUCAGCUUGGUGAAUUGUCCACCAUUGUCGUUUCUUCUCCAGAAGUUGCCAAAGAUAUAAUGAAAACCCUUGACAUUACUUUUUCCAGUCGACCUUAUAUCCCUGCUGUAGAGAUUCUGUUCUAUAACUUUAAGAAUAUUGCAUUUGCACCAUAUGGAGAUUACUGGAGACAGAUGCGUAAAAUCUGCACAAUAGAGCUGUUGAGCGGAAAAAGGGUUCAAGCUACGCAGUCCAUCAGAGAGGAGAAGGUAUCGGAGUUCAUUAGUUCCAUUUCUUCAAAGGCCAGGUCAAAAAUCAACCUCAGUGAGAUGUUAAUUUGUUUAACAUAUGCAAUCACUUCAAAGGCGGUCAUUGGUAAAAGUGGCGAGACGCAUGGAGAAUUUGUACCACUUGUAAGAGAAAUAGCAGACGCCUUAGGAGGUUUCAGUUUGGCUAAUAUGUUCCCUUCCAUAAAAUUAUUGCAUAUGAUCAACGGGAUGAGAACUCGGCUUUUGAAGCUGCAUCAUGAACUUGAUAAGAUACUUGAAAACAUCAUCAAUGAACAUAAAGUUAAGAAGGCAACAAUUCAAUCUAGUGAAAAAUUUGCUGACGAUUUUGUAGAUGUUCUCUUGAAUCUUCAGGAAUGUGAAGACUUUCAGUUCCCCUUGACAGCAGACAGCAUCAAAGCAGUUAUACUGGACAUUUUGGCUGCAGGGAGUGGAACAUCAUCUACAAUUUCAGAAUGGGCUAUGUCGGAAUUGAUAAAGAUUCCAAGAAUUAUGGCAAAGGCUCAAGCAGAGGUGAGACAAAUCUUUGAUAGUAAAGGAUAUGUAGAUGAAGCUGGACUCAAAGAACUAAAAUUCUUGAAAUUAGUUAUCAAAGAAACUCUAAGGUUACACCCUCCUGGUCCGCUAGGACUUCCAAGACUUUGCAGAGAGAGAUGUCAAAUUCUUGGAUAUGAUAUACCCAUCAAUGCCCAAGUCAUUGUUAAUGUAUGGGCUAUUGGAAGGGAUCCGAAUUAUUGGAUUGAUGCUGAGAAGUUCUAUCCCGAGAGAUUUGUCAAUAGUUCCAUUGAUUAUAAGGGAAAUAACUUUGAAUUUAUCCCAUUUGGUGCUGGAAGGAGGAUGUGCCCUGGCGUGUCCUUUGGCAUAGCGAGCGUUGAGCUUACACUUGCAAAGUUACUUUACCAUUUCGACUGGAAGCUCCCUAACAACCUCAAACAAGAAGAACUGGACAUGACGGAGAGUUUUGCUGCUUCAGUUGGUAGAAAAAAUGAUUUGUAUGUAAUCCCCAUUCCUUACCAUGCUACAAUUGCUUAGUAAAAAACAUAAAGCUACACUUUCCUUAUGUAAGCAUUGAUUGUUUGGUUUA
Molecule: messenger RNA, 1866 nt
Organism: Tripterygium wilfordii
Lineage: Eukaryota; Viridiplantae; Streptophyta; Magnoliopsida; Celastrales; Celastraceae
Product: cytochrome P450 71D9-like
Exons: 2
Coding region: 276-1814 (512 amino acids)
Molecular function (GO): oxidoreductase activity, acting on paired donors, with incorporation or reduction of molecular oxygen; heme binding; monooxygenase activity
Source: RefSeq, a predicted model, not a curated record